AUGCUUUGUGCUUGGAUUGAAGCUGGGGAUCAAAAUCCAAAUCCAAUGGGUUCAUGCAAGGGUGGAGGGAGUGGUUCCAAUAGAGGUAAGAUGGGUUUGAAGGACUUCUUCGAGGAAGUUUCUUCUUGUUUUGUAAAGCAUAUUGAUUUCAAUAGUAUUCAUUGCGUGGUGAUCAGAAGCACAUGUUCUAUCAAGGAUCAAUUUCAACGAUACCUCAUCUUUGAAGCGGAGAGGAUGCGGUUGAGACAAAUCGUCGAUAACAAAUUACAUAUAUUUGUUGUUAACACCACAUUAAGUGAUUCAACCACCAUGUUUCUGGUAAGAGAUGCCAAGGCAGCCAAGGACAUUUCAACCCUCAAGAAUAUCAUGGAAUUGCUUUUAAACGAUGAUUCGGGUAAGGUCUCUUACGGGACCAAGCAUGUGAAGAUGAGGAAGAAAUAUGAGAAUUUAGUAAACUCAAUUGAGAAAUCCGGAGAGAAGGUUUACAUACUUUCGUCAUCCACAGAACAACUCAUUUGGUUUGUAGGAAUCAAUGCAAUUUUGUGCAUUCCAUUGCAAAAGAAGACUGUAGGAACUCAAGCAUUAAUGAAUGCAACAAUUCUCCACCAUAGUCGCUACAUCUAA
Messenger RNA from Nelumbo nucifera (sacred lotus), 624 nucleotides. RefSeq names its product protein PELOTA 2-like. Gene Ontology annotation, cellular component: cytoplasm. The record is from RefSeq and is a predicted model, not a curated record. NCBI's taxonomy places the organism in Eukaryota, Viridiplantae, Streptophyta, Magnoliopsida, Proteales, Nelumbonaceae. Gene Ontology annotation, biological process: nuclear-transcribed mRNA catabolic process, non-stop decay; RNA surveillance; nuclear-transcribed mRNA catabolic process, no-go decay.